Ogataea parapolymorpha DL-1 is the source of this 828-nucleotide messenger RNA. Its product is annotated as Transcriptional regulator CRZ1. The coding region runs from base 1 to 828 and encodes 275 amino acids. Gene Ontology annotation, molecular function: RNA polymerase II cis-regulatory region sequence-specific DNA binding; DNA-binding transcription factor activity, RNA polymerase II-specific. Gene Ontology annotation, biological process: regulation of DNA-templated transcription. The record is from RefSeq and is a predicted model, not a curated record. Lineage: Eukaryota; Fungi; Ascomycota; Pichiomycetes; Pichiales; Pichiaceae. The transcript has a single exon.
AUGUCAACGGAUCACUUAAAUGCUCGCUUUGCGCAAUCUCAGUAUAAUAAGCUUCCUACCCUCUCGGCAGUGAACCCGCUACAAACCCAGCAGCAGCAGCCGUUGGUGCCUCCCUCGUACUUGUAUGAGCACCAAGAUUUCAUGCUCUCGGAUCCAGCGGACUACAUCGGUCUGUCCCCGCCGAUCUACUAUAACGCACAGCCACUUGGAACGCCGAACCGAUACAGCAAACCGGGCGAUAUGUUUUACCAGUUUCCGCAGCAGAGGGGUCAAAUUGCGCCUCGCGUACCAUCUCUGGGCAUCUCGCAGACGUACAUGCCGUCGCUCAGCGACCAUAGGGCACCCGUGUCCACAAAAACCUCGAAAUCGGGGGCAGUCUACCCAUGCCGGAUAUGCGGUAAAGUGUUCCCCAAGCCGUACAACCUGAAAUCGCACCAGAAGACGCACUCCAACGAAAAGCCGUUUCCUUGCAAGUACUGCUCCAAACCGUUCGCCAGGUCGCACGACAGACGUCGACACGAGAAACUACACGAGAACGACAAGAAGCUCAAAUGUGGAGGCCUUUUGAGCGACGGGAAAACUACCUGGGGGUGCAAUCGGAAGUUUGCGCGCCCGGACGCGCUACGCAGACACUUCCGGACAGAUACUGGUGUAGCAUGCAUCCGUCCGCUGAUGCUCGAUUUCCGCAAUUCAAAGCAAGUCUACGAAGAGCCCACAGAAGAAGACACAGAGCAGGUGAUUAACGAUAUAGCGCGGGAGGCCGCCAUAGAGGCGCUCAGCAUGAACAUUAAUCGUGCGGGCGACCACGACACCAGCUCACCAAGCUAG